Hypomesus transpacificus is the source of this 5175-nucleotide messenger RNA. RefSeq names its product synaptotagmin-like protein 2. The record is from RefSeq and is a predicted model, not a curated record. Gene Ontology annotation, cellular component: plasma membrane; exocytic vesicle. NCBI's taxonomy places the organism in Eukaryota, Metazoa, Chordata, Actinopteri, Osmeriformes, Osmeridae. Gene Ontology annotation, biological process: intracellular protein transport; exocytosis. Gene Ontology annotation, molecular function: neurexin family protein binding; small GTPase binding. The transcript is spliced from 17 exons. The coding region runs from base 203 to 4708 and encodes 1501 amino acids.
CCUGGCUUGCUACAGCCCACGACAGCAUUCUGUCUGUAGCCUACUAACUGGUCUUGGGUGUGUCUGUCAGUGAAUAACUAUUAUGCCUUGAGGUAGAAUUUCACAGUGUUUCUCAAGGACAAAGAUUCAGGAGGGCGUUUACUCUGGUGACUCCCUCCUCAGUCAAUUUAAGGAACAGCUGACAUCAGAUAUUGAUAUUGUGAUGAAGUGCAACAGAGAUUUAUCAGAUGAUCUGGACCUAAGCUUCCUCUCCACUGACGAGGAGAUGGCAAUCCGGCAAGUGCUUCAGAGAGAUGAGAAUCUAAAGAGACAAGAAACUGGGCGCAUACGGCGACUGCGUCUCUCCAUCCCUGAUCCUAAGACUCUCAAAGUCAUGACAGGAGAGUGGUUUGAAGAACUCAGGACUCGUCGCUAUGGGCGGCAGUCUGAUGUGACUGAGGUGGUUAGGUCUUCAAUGAGGAGAAAGAAGACAACAGUACCCAGGGGUAGUCCCUAUCGUGACACCAGAAAAACAGACUACAAAGGAGAAGACACGAAAACCGACUCUCAAACUAAGACAUCUGAGUUCAAAACACUGAAUACUAGUUUUCUAAAUCCUGCGUUUCGUGAAGAAAAGGUUAAGUUGGAACUCUCUGAAGAGGAAAGUGCUGCACAUACAGACGUCACCACUGUUGACAUUCCUGAAUGGAAGACCCCACCCUCUCAGAAGGCUUGUGAGCAAACCAGUAGAAAGGGAAUCAGCCCCAACCCUCUUCUAUCUACACAGCACCAGGAUAUAGACUACUUUAGCACUGCAAACCCAGACCAUCCAUCACCAAAACCCAGAACCCUCAAGACUUCCUCCUUCCCUGUAGAGGAAGUAGCCCAUAAGUCUCAGUCCACUCUCACCACAGAGUCUGAUCCCAGCCCUCCACCCCAACCAGGACCAGAACCACAGGAUGACAUCACAUAUCUGGAGUCCACCCGCAAAUUGGUCCUGCCCCCAGAUAUAAAGGAUGACCCAGAGCAGAAAAGCCCCACCGUGUCUGUGGACCCAAACACAUGGACACAGCCUGUGGUCGAGGACCACUUCAUAGAAGUCAACAAAACAGACAAGAGCCCUGAAAAGACUCCUACAGUGGUAACAUUGCCCAGCGACAGCAUACAGGGUAGGUCAGAGCAUAGAUUUGGUGCUACAAUGGGAGAGAGAGUUACUACUGAGAGUCCAUCUGGUGGUGACACAGAGAACAGGUCGGAGGAGAUACCAAAUGCAGGAACAGGUGUUGAAUGUGCUGACCACAGCAAGUCUUUGGAGGGUGCUAUGCAGGCUGGUCAACCUCACCUUGAAGAGGUUCCAUUUGAGCCUUACAAAAUGAAGAAUGUUUCAAAGAAGCCAAAUAAAGACCCCAAACCAGAAGAGGCUCAGAGCCACAGUGAACCAUCGUUCAGAUCUCUGAAGUCAACCUUUGAAUAUAACCCCUUCUGUACAACAGAGGUACCUGUAUCUGUAGAAGGCCCCCAACAGUUGCCCCAAGAGGAAGCCCAGGUUUCUGUGAAACCGAACACAUGGAAACAGCCGGAAGUGGAUGGAGACUUUAUACAGGUCAACUUGGCAGAUGAGGGGCAGACCCGUGAAAAGACUCCUAAAGGUGUAACAUCACCCAGCGACAAUACACAAGGUAUGUCAGAGGAGCAUAGAUUUGAUGUGGAGUGUUCAAAGCUCCAGUUUGUCCCGACUCCAUCUGUUGGGACGUGGGAGCGAAGCAGCCGGAUUAGGCCUCAGUCAAAACAGGAGAAUUUCACAAUAGGAGAGACAGUUACUGCUAAGAGUCCACCUGGUGGUGACAUGGAGAACAGGUCAGAGGAGAGGCUAGAUUCAAGAAGUGAUGAUGAAUGUUCCGACCAUAGUCUGACCAAGUCGUCUUCUAGAACCCCACCUUUAGAGGGCGGUAAGCAGGCAGGUCCUCCUCUCCUCAAAGAAGUUCCAUCUAAGCCUUACAUAUUCAAGCAAGCUAAGCCUGCUUCAAGGAAAGGUAAAGAAAUCCAAGAACCCGAACCAACAGAAAUUAAGAGUCACAGUGACCUAUCGUUCAGACCUCUCCAGUCAACCCCUGGAUCUAACCCUUUUUCAACAGCAGGGAUACCUAUAUCAGUAGGAAGCACUCAACAGUCACCCCAGGAUAAAUCACAAAGCAUAAAACCAGUGGGCAAAUCAGUUGACACGGAUAAUUCCCUUGAUAUAAGAGAGGCCAUAUCUGAGAUUAAAAUAUUGUCCUCAUCUGAAAAUCCUUCUCUUGUUGUUGCUUCUAUAAAUGACAAGGUUGAAUUAUCCAUCACCCCAGCAGAAAACAGAAGCAUGGACAAAGAUGAGGUUAUCAGCAAUUUAAGCAAGGAUCUUUACCCUGACACUAAGGUGGCUGGUGGUGAAACUCAUCACACAGAAAAGGAUCAAAGUAGAUUUACAGGCCAGACUCAUGAAAAAAACCCUAAGGAGGUAACAUUAACCAGUGACAUUUCACAAGGUGUGUCAGAGGAGCAUGUAUUUGUUGAUAACAAUCCAGAGUUCCAGUUUUUGCCGACUCCCUCUAUUGGGAUGUGGGAGGGGAGCAGCCGAAUUAAGCCUCAGUCAAAACAGGGGAAUUUCACAAUAGGAGAGACAGUUUCAACUAAGAUUCAAUUUUUUGGUGACACGCAGACCAGGUCAGUGGAGAAAGUAAAUGCUGGAGGGGAUGUUGUACAUUCUGUUCGUACUAAGCCGUCUUCUAGAACCCCACCAGUAGAGGGUGGUAAGCAGGCAGAUCAACCCCACCUCAAAGAGGUUCCAUCUGAGCCUUACAUUCUUAAGCCACCCAAACCAGAAGAGGCUCAGAGCCACAGUGAACUGUCCUUCAGCCUGCUUCAGUCAACACCUGGCUAUAACCCAUUCUCUACAACAGAUAAACCUAUGUCUGUAAGAAGCCCCCAACAGUCAGACAGACAGAAAUCACAAAGCAUAAAACCAAUGGACCAGCCAUUUCUCACAGAUGAUUCCCAUGCCAUAGAGGAAGUUAAAUAUAAGAUGACAACAUUGUCGUCACCUGAAAAUUCUCCUGUUGUUCUUGUUGCUUCUGUAAAUGAAGAGGUUGAAUUAGCCAUCACACCAGCAGAAAACAGUGACAUGGAAAAUGAUGAGGCUGUCAACAAUAUGAACAAGGAUAUUUACCCUGACACUGAGGUGGUUGAGGACAAGAGUCAAGACACAGAAAAGGAUCAAAGAGUAUUUUCAGAACUCUCUGAUGUGCGAAAGUUGGAGCAUGUUCAGGUCCCUGUAAAGGUGGACAGAGAAGAGUCUACAGAAUCACAGAGUGAAGCAAUAGUUAAAGCACCAAUAGCAGUAAAUGUAAAAGAGAUGGAAAGGCCUAAAGAAGAAGCCACAUCAGAAACCGAAAUGUUUUUAAUUGCAGAUUCUGCCAUCACCAAGUCAUCAAAAGUCCCUGCUGAGGUUCCCAGACAACAAGCCAAUCAGGAAGCUGGGAAGUAUCCCAUCCCCACCAUACUGCUCAAUUCAUCUCAGUCUCCAAUAACAGAGGAAGUUAAAGGUUUAGGACAUCGGAGAAAAGUUCUGGAAGUUUCUUCCGUGAGUGGCUCAUCACUGGGAAGCUUGAAGGAUGAGACUGUGGACUCAGACGACGACCACACCUCAGUUUCUAGCCAAGGCUCAGACUUCUCUGACAGACAAGGGUAUGGCAGUACCUUGUCCUUAUCACACUCCGGGCGCACUGGCAGUAUGCUAAGUGUGUACAGCGAUGCCGGGGAUUUUGGGAAUGUGACAGUCCAGGGGGCUGUGGAGUUUGCCAUGAGGUACAACAAGGAAGGGGAGUUUAUUGUCACUGUGGAACAAUGUCUGGAUCUGGCAUUCGCUAAUGCCCGCAAACAACGGACAGACCCAUACGUAAAGACCUACCUCCACCCUGACAAAUCGCACAGCAGCAAGAAGAAGACCUCAAUCAAAAAACGAACUACCAACCCAGUCUAUGGUGGAGAAACGCUCAAAUAUAAGAUGAAGAUGGAGGAGCUGAAAGACAGGACCCUCAACCUGUCUGUCUGGCACAACGAUUCCCGAGGUAGAAAUGUGUUUCUGGGUCAGGUGGAGAUCAACCUUAAGACGUGGGACUGGGGCCACGAGGCCCUCACCUGGUACAACCUGCAACACAAGAACUCUGAGGGUCAAGAGGUCACUGAAAACCAUGGACUGUUGACAGUUGCUCUGAAAUACCUUCCACCUGGAUCAGCAGGCAUUGCCAGGCCGGACUCAGGGGAGAUCCACGUGUGGCUGAAGGAGGCCAGGGAGUUGCGGAAGCUCAAGGCUCAGGGUGUGGAUUCCUUUGUCAAGUGUUACAUGCUGCCAGACACAAGCAAGAAGAGCCGGCAGAAGACCCGCGUGAUAAAGAAGAGUCAGGAGCCGGUGUAUAACCACGCCAUGGUGUACGAUGGCUUCCAUGACGACGAGGUCAGAGAGGCAUGCUGCGAGCUGACUGUCUGGGAUAAGAACAAACUGUCCAAUCAGUUCCUGGGAGGGGUCAGACUUAGCUUGGGCACAGGGCAAAGCUAUGGCAAAAAAGUGGACUGGAUGGACUCAUGGGACCAAGAGAUUGGGCUGUGGGAGAAGAUGCUAGCCAGUCCAACCAGCUGGGUGGAGGGAGAGCUGCCCCUUCGCUCCGCUAUGACUCCAAGGAAAAAGCGCCUUUAGGGGAUGGGACUAUGUGAAAUAAAAAGAUAACAUCUUAAACAUCUCAGAAAUGAGCUUGGACUCAGAUGGUUGAGAUCUAUAGAUAUGAAACAAUAAAAUAUUAGCAAUGAAGAGCCUUUUAAAUUGUCCUGGUGUUACUCCAUCCUGGAGUUGCAAUGGGUACACCCAAUUAUGAAAAUAUUUAAGUCAUCACUAGGGUUCCAGUAAUGUCCAGGGCUAUAUCAAACAACCAAGCAAUUGGAAAUAAACUGUUGGUGCCUAACACUGAACUUGGCCCUUGAAGACACAAUUAAGGGUUUCAUAAUAGGCAAAGGAAUGAAUGCAUCCUUGAACACAUUUUAUUUCCCCCAUUUGCUUUUGACUAUCAAGCAACAUUGUACAGAAAGCUUACAAUGGCCAAUGAGCACAACCUAGUGUUCCUUUAGGGUAAAACAUAACACCCUUAAGAUUUAGCCUUUUUCUACAAC